AUGGCGGCGGCGGCGGGAGCUGCAGCGGCGGCGGCCGCCGAGGGGGACCCCCCUGCGGAGAUGGGGGCGCUGCUGCUGGACAAGGAGCCCCGGGGAGCCGCCGAGAGAGUUCAUGGAUCUUUAGGGGACCCCUCUCAUAGUGAGGAGACCCUGCCCAAGGCCAACCCCGACUCCCUGGAACCUGCCGGCCCCUCAUCUCCGGCUUCUGUCACUGUCACCGUUGGCGAUGAGGGGGCUGACACCCCUGUAGGGACCACGCCACUCAUUGGAGAUGAACCCGAGAAUCUGGAGGGAGAUGGGAGCAGAAUCCUGCUGGGCCAUGCCACAAAGUCGUUCCCCUCUUCCCCCAGCAAGGGGGGUGCCUGUCCCAGCCGAGCCAAAAUGUCAAUGACAGGGGCAGGAAAAUCGCCCCCCUCUGUGCAGAGUCUGGCUAUGAGGCUGUUGAGUAUGCCUGGGGCCCAGGGAACCGCACCAGCUGGGCCUGAGCCCCCUCCAGCCACCACCAACACUAAUCCGGAGGGGCAGCCCAAGGUGCACCGAGCGCGGAAAACCAUGCCCAAGCCGGGAAAUGGACAGCCCCCAGUCCCGGAGAAGCGGCCGCCAGAAGUGCAGCAUUUCCGCAUGAGUGAGGACGUGCACCCGCUGGGCAAGGUGACUUCAGAUGCGGCCAAGAGACGGAAGCUGCCCUCGGGCGGUGGCCUGUCAGAGGAUGUGGGCUCUGCCCGGGGUUCAGAAGUGACCCUGGAGAAGGGGGACCCCCGGUCCCUGGACGAGUGGGAGACGGUGGUGGGCGACGACUUCAGUCUCUACUAUGACUCCUAUUCUGUGGAUGAGCGAGUGGACUCUGACAGCAAGUCUGAAGUGGAGGCUCUGGCCGAACAGCUGAGCGAGGAGGAGGAGGAGGAGGAAGAGGAAGAGGAGGAAGAAGAGGAGGAGGAGGAGGAAGAGGAGGAGGAGGAGGAAGACGAGGAGUCGGGCAAUCAGUCGGACAGGAGUGGCUCCAGUGGCCGCCGCAAGGCCAAGAAAAAGUGGCGGAAGGACAGCCCGUGGGUGAAGCCAUCCCGGAAGCGUCGAAAACGAGAGCCUACGCGGGCUAAGGAGCCUCGAGGAGUGAAUGGUGUGGGCUCCUCAGGCCCCAGUGAGUACAUGGAGGUCCCUCUAGGGUCCCUGGAGCUGCCCAGCGAGGGGACCCUGUCCCCCAACCACGCUGGGGUGUCCAAUGACACGUCUUCGCUGGAGACGGAGCGCGGGUUUGAAGAGCUGCCCCUCUGCAGCUGCCGCAUGGAGGCGCCGAAGAUCGACCGCAUCAGUGAGAGAGCCGGCCACAAGUGCAUGGCCACCGAGAGCGUAGAUGGAGAGCUGUCAGGCUGCAACGCUGCCAUCCUCAAGCGGGAAACCAUGAGACCCUCCAGCCGAGUAGCCCUGAUGGUUCUCUGUGAGGCCCACCGUGCCCGCAUGGUCAAACACCACUGCUGCCCAGGCUGCGGCUACUUCUGCACUGCCGGCACCUUUCUGGAAUGCCACCCUGACUUCCGCGUGGCCCACCGCUUCCACAAAGCCUGUGUGUCCCAACUCAAUGGGAUGGUCUUCUGUCCCCACUGUGGGGAGGAUGCUUCUGAGGCCCAGGAAGUGACCAUUCCACGAGGUGAUGGAGUAACCCCUCCAGCCUGUGCUGCCGCCCCAGCACCCCCGCCCCUGGCACAGGAUGCCCCCGGAAGAGUGGAUACCUCCCAGCCCAGCGCCAGGAUGCGAGGGCAUGGAGAGCCCCGCCGCCCACCCUGCGAUCCCCUGGCUGAUACCAUUGACAGCUCGGGCCCUUCACUGACCCUGCCCAAUGGAGGCUGCCUCUCAGCCGUGGGACUUCCUCUGGGGCCUGGCCGGGAGGCCCUGGAAAAGGCACUGGUCAUCCAGGAGUCGGAGAGGCGAAAGAAGUUGCGCUUCCACCCGAGGCAGCUGUACCUGUCAGUGAGGCAGGGGGAGCUGCAGAAGGUGGUCCUCAUGCUGUUGGACAAUCUGGACCCUAACUUCCAGAGUGACCAGCAGAGCAAGCGCACGCCCCUGCAUGCAGCUGCGCAGAAAGGCUCGGUGGAGAUUUGCCACGUGCUGCUGCAGGCGGGAGCCAACAUCAAUGCCGUGGACAAGCAGCAGCGGACGCCGCUGAUGGAGGCUGUGGUGAACAACCACCUGGAGGUGGCGCGCUACAUGGUGCAGCGCGGUGGCUGUGUCUACAGCAAGGAAGAAGAUGGCUCCACCUGCCUCCACCACGCAGCCAAAAUUGGGAACUUGGAGAUGGUCAGCCUGCUGCUGAGCACAGGGCAGGUGGACGUCAACGCCCAGGACAGUGGGGGGUGGACGCCCAUCAUCUGGGCAGCAGAACACAAGCACAUUGACGUGAUCCGCAUGCUGUUGACCCGAGGCGCUGACGUCACCCUCACCGACAAUGAGGAAAACAUCUGCCUGCACUGGGCCUCCUUCACUGGCAGUGCUGCCAUUGCUGAGGUCCUCCUGAAUGCCCGUUGUGAUCUCCAUGCGGUCAACUACCACGGGGACACGCCCCUGCACAUCGCUGCCCGGGAGAGCUACCACGACUGUGUUCUGUUGUUCCUGUCACGCGGGGCUAACCCUGAGCUGAGGAACAAGGAGGGGGACACAGCGUGGGACCUGACCCCAGAGCGCUCCGACGUGUGGUUUGCACUUCAGCUUAACCGCAAGCUCCGGCUCGGUGUGGGCAACCGGGCGGUCCGCACCGAGAAGAUCAUCUGCAGGGACGUGGCCCGGGGUUAUGAGAAUGUACCCAUCCCGUGCGUCAACGGCGUGGACGGGGAGCCGUGCCCCGAAGACUACAAGUAUGUCUCUGAGAACUGCGAGACGUCCACCAUGAACAUCGACCGUAACAUCACCCACCUGCAGCACUGCACGUGUGUAGACGACUGUUCCAGCUCCAACUGCCUGUGUGGCCAGCUCAGCAUCCGUUGCUGGUAUGACAAGGACGGGCGGCUGCUCCAGGAGUUUAACAAGAUCGAGCCCCCCCUGAUCUUUGAGUGUAACCAGGCAUGCUCCUGCUGGCGAAACUGCAAGAACCGUGUGGUGCAGAGCGGCAUCAAGGUGAGACUGCAGCUCUACCGUACUGCCAAGAUGGGCUGGGGGGUCCGUGCCCUGCAGACCAUCCCCCAGGGAACGUUCAUCUGCGAGUACGUCGGGGAGCUGAUCUCGGAUGCUGAGGCCGACGUGAGAGAGGAUGACUCUUACCUCUUUGACUUAGACAACAAGGAUGGAGAGGUAUACUGCAUCGAUGCCCGUUACUAUGGCAACAUCAGCCGUUUCAUCAACCACCUGUGUGACCCCAACAUCAUCCCUGUUCGGGUCUUCAUGCUGCAUCAAGACCUGCGAUUUCCACGCAUCGCGUUCUUCAGUUCCCGGGACAUCCGGACGGGGGAGGAGCUAGGGUUUGACUAUGGUGACCGCUUCUGGGACAUUAAAAGCAAAUACUUCACCUGCCAGUGUGGCUCUGAGAAGUGCAAGCACUCGGCGGAGGCCAUCGCCCUGGAGCAGAGCCGCCUGGCCCGCCUGGACCCCCACCCAGAGCUGCUGUCGGAGCUUGGCUCCCUGCCUCCUGUCAACAGCUGAAAAUGGACCACCUACUUUCCUGGCCAGGUGGCCAGCCACCACCUCUUGUCACUUGCUGCUCCCAACCCAGGCCUGGGGCACUGCCACCUGUGUCCAGCGUUCUUCACACAUUCCUCCACGGCUGACCCCAGCCAGGCCCGGAGGUCUGACAGACAGCCCCCUCCAGAGCUGCUCUUCCUGGAAGUGUGGCUCUGCUGAAAUUUGAUGAGGUCUGGCCAAUUGGUUUUCUGUGUUCUUAAUAAAUGUUGAAUUUAGUAA
Jaculus jaculus (lesser Egyptian jerboa) is the source of this 3885-nucleotide messenger RNA. RefSeq names its product euchromatic histone lysine methyltransferase 2 (gene Ehmt2). Bases 1 to 3627 code for a protein of 1208 amino acids. The transcript is spliced from 28 exons. Lineage: Eukaryota; Metazoa; Chordata; Mammalia; Rodentia; Dipodidae. Gene Ontology annotation, molecular function: zinc ion binding; p53 binding; histone methyltransferase activity. The record is from RefSeq and is a predicted model, not a curated record. Gene Ontology annotation, cellular component: nucleus.